AUGGUUUCAGCGCAUCCGUCCUUUGCCCGCGGCCGUGGUGGGUUUGAAACUGGUGGUGGCUUUCGACAGAAUCGUCCUGGUUUCGGUGUAGAGCCAAUCACUACGGGCUGGACUCGCAAACAAGUCCCUCAACAGCCUCCGCAAAACCCCGAACCGAAACCUGCUGAAAAGCCCGCGAAACCCACCGAAAAACCCGCGAAACACACUGAAAAGCCCGCAAAGCCCGCGAAACAACAGCCAAAGCAAGAUGACGGUAUGUUCACCAUUCACGAUUGA
Molecule: messenger RNA, 276 nt
Organism: Dibothriocephalus latus
Lineage: Eukaryota; Metazoa; Platyhelminthes; Cestoda; Diphyllobothriidea; Diphyllobothriidae
Source: the annotation of a GenBank genome assembly